AUGGUCGCAUCGAAGGGAGCAAACGCGUCACCUAACGCGGUGCCGCUGGGAUCGCAGGAACAGCAGGCUUUAUUCGUCCAGAAGCGGCAAGCGCUGCUCGACCUAGUCGACUACGUUGGUCGCGUAGAAGUGAAAUUCAGCGAGGCGCUUUUCAAAGCCUUCACGCCCAUUCUAGAAAAAGAUCUGGAACCCGGCCCGUGGCCGCGCCUGCAACUAAUCUAUGUGUACCUACUUACGUAUGUCGCGAAGCGUUACUACAUCGACCAGCAGUUCAUCUUAAAGCUGCUGAACCUGUUCGACGAGGAGGACCCUCGCGAGCGGGCGUAUCUGAAGGCUAUUCUGCACCUGACUUACAAGAGGUUCAUGUUUCUCCGGCCGUUCAUCCGAGAAGCGAUUGGCAACACUAUCUACCAGUUUAUCGAGUCGGAGCGGCAUAACGGCAUUGCGGAGCUGCUGGAGAUUCUAGGGGAUAUGAUUAACGGAUUCAAGCUGCCGCUUAAGGAGAAACAUAAGCAGUUUCUAGACCGAGUGCUGGUUCCGCUGCACAAGCCUGAGUGCGUGUCGAUGUACCACCAGCAGCUGUCGUACUGCAUCACCCAGUUCGUGGAAAAAGACCCGAAGCUCGCGGAUAUGGUGCUGCACGGAUUGCUUAAGUUCUGGCCCUUAACUACCAGCCAGAAUGAGGUGCUGUUUUUGGGGGAGUUGGAAGAGAUUCUGAAGCUGACUCAGGCGCCGGAGUUUGAGAUGGUCGUGACGCCGCUGUUCCAGCAAAUCGCACGCUGCCUCAGCUCCUCGCACUUAGAGGUGGCGGAGCGCACGCUGCGCCUGUGGAACAACGGCCACUUCGUGGGGCUCGUGAUGCAGAACCAUUGCGUGGCGGAGCGCGCACUACUCCUGUGGAACAACGGCCACAUCGUGGCGCUCGUGGCUCGGAAUCACACCACCAUCAUGCCCCUCAUCUUCGUUGCCAUAAUGCGCAACAUCAAUCGCGACUGGAAGGACCGGGACACCAAGGUGAUGAACACUUUGGCCAUCGAAGUGCACAAUACGUUUCUCGAGGGGCACAAGGAGCUCUACGACCAGUGCAUGCGCCAGUUCCUCAGAGAAGGAGGCCCCUUACUCUGCUCUAUGUCUCGUUCUCUCUCUUAUCCCCUCCUCUCCCUUUACAGAAGCUUCUUGUGA
Messenger RNA from Closterium sp. Naga37s-1, 1182 nucleotides. The record is from the annotation of a GenBank genome assembly. NCBI's taxonomy places the organism in Eukaryota, Viridiplantae, Streptophyta, Zygnematophyceae, Desmidiales, Closteriaceae.